CAUACCUAAACACAGUUGUGUUUGGUUCAUUUCAGCCCAUUACUCAUUAUGAUCACAGCACCGUGUUUCGCGUGAACAGCUCACUCGCCCAUUUCAUUGGUGCCCGCUGGAAGCUGGGAUGGGCACCAUUCUGCAGGAGCAAGUGGCACAGCGGUGUGCCGAGAGGGUUUCCAGCAGGGAGAGGAAAUGGAAGAAGGAUCUGUGGAGCAUCGCCGGGCCUAAUGUGGGCAGUAACAUAAUGGGAAGGCGGCAGUCUCAGAGGAAGCCCACACCGCCGCAGCACGCGUUCCCAAGUCAGGAAACUAACAGCGAGAAAAGGCUGCAACAAAGAAGAAAGCACAAGUCUAACAACUCCUCAGCUAAACGCAAUACUUCUCAACACAGCGCUCACAGAUCCUCAGAGUCAAAGGCUCUUCCAGUGUCCCCCACAGAGGGCAGGAUGGAGCCAAAGGUGCUGCCGGUCACUAAGCGCUCCAGCCACAGACAGCACAAGCAUGCGGGGAGCAGAAACGGCAAACACACAGCAGCUGUCUCCUACCACUGCACGUGUGGUUGCAGCACUGAGCAGCUGGAAAGACACUCGCCAGAACUGGAGGUCAGACGCCUGAGUCGCCAUGGAGAAGAUGACAGCGACACCGAUUUGUCUGAGUCAGAGAGACUUCCUGUGUCAGCCUGCAGUCGUGCUCCUCCUCGGCUCGAGCUCAGGCCAGAGGUCAUCGAGGCCGAGGACUGCUCCUCUCGCAGCCACAGAUCCAAUUUGCAGGGCCAUGGAGGUUUUGACUUCCCAGACUUCCUCCCUCCACCUUUUAAUUCGUGGAGCCUGAGUCAGCUGGCUGUUUUCUACAACAUGGAAGGCCGAGGUACCCCCCGGCCCAGGCCUGUGGGCCCUUUGGAAAGGUAUCUGGAGAAGCUGCUGCAGCUGGAGUGGCGUCAGAUCCAGACCGUCCAGGAGGAGAGCGGGAAGUCGGUAGUAUCAGAAGUGAUAUCCAGCUGUCACAGGUCCCCUGCUGCCGCCACAUCACGUCUCAGCUCUCCCAAGUGCAUCCUCCAGUGUCAGCGUGCCUUCCCCCUCACUUUCCUCUCCUCCCUGGCUAGUCACUCCGCCCUCCUCUCCGGCUGCGCCUGCACUCUCUGCCGGAUCCGCUGCUCCCGCUGUAGUGUGCCAUGCUGUUGCUCGACUUACAGCCACAACCGCCAGUCCAGGCCGAGUGCUCCGCUAGAGCCCAAAAUACUCCCGAAAAGGAGCUACAGCGAGAGCCGGGUGCACUCCUCAGACAGGGGCUCACAAGCCCAAAGGUUCAGCAGCCCUGUGCGGACCAACAGCCACCUGAGGAGAAUGCAGGCAUCAGGAAACAUCCGCAACCCUGUCCAAGGUGCCGCCACCAGCCUUCAACACACUGCCAGCGACUGUAAUGAGGUUGCCUGGAAGGGGGAUGUGUGGGACUACAGGAUGGGCGGGUUUCGGAGGAGGAGCGGCUCAGAGCAGAGGAGAGGUGGAGGAGACAGGAAACAGAACGGAUGGGAGAAAAAACGGAGCGGCUCUGAGUGUAGAAAAGGAGGAGCUGAGAGGAGGAGAGCGGCUAACCUCAAAGAACAGGAAAUAAAACCUGACGCUGUCACUGCAAUAAUAGACAAUUUACCAGGAUCCAAAUAUUCUCCUAUACAGAGGCCAAGCAGGCCCAAACAGGUGGAGUUUGUCACAUAACAGCAGGUGUAGUGAUAAAUGUGUAAUCUGAAUGUUACAUACUGUCAUCACCUUAAAGUUUUAUUAUGAAUGUACAGUCAGCAAUACUGUUCAUUUGUUAAUGUGAUAUUAUUUCUCUGUGCUGUGGGGGAUGUUUACACAGAUAUGGAAGAGAGCCGCUGGAUGUCCAAGUUUGAUAAGUUUGUGCUUUAUUUAAAAGAACCCAGAUAGCAUCGUGUACUGUAUGUGAUCAUAUGAUAUGAUUUUCAGCAAUUCAGGUUUAUUAGUCUUUUGAAUGAAGCAGCAAACAUCAUCAAAAUUUAUUA
This is a messenger RNA of Maylandia zebra (zebra mbuna), 2010 nucleotides long. RefSeq names its product family with sequence similarity 217 member Bb (gene fam217bb). NCBI's taxonomy places the organism in Eukaryota, Metazoa, Chordata, Actinopteri, Cichliformes, Cichlidae. The record is from RefSeq and is a predicted model, not a curated record.